GCAGUUUGUGCCAUAUUGGAAUGAGGUCGUGAACGACUAGGCGGAAAGAGACGGCAUCUAAAACCGACUUGAAAAACUAUUUACUGACCUGGGCAGCAGGAGGAGCCAACAUGAGUCAUGAGUUGCUGGAGUCUGACGGGGAUUCUAGUCAGGAUGUGUCUGACUUCAACUGGGAUGAGUACCUGGAGGAGAACGAGGCCGUGUCUGUGCCCCACCAUGCCUUCAAACAUGUGGAUCAGGGCCUGCAGACGGGCCUGACUCCAGGUAUGAAGCUGGAGGUGUGUGUGCGUUCGGAGAGCGACCAGCCUUACUGGGUGGCCACCAUAAUCACCACAUGUGGUCAGCUGCUGCUCCUGCGCUAUGAGGGCUACCAGGACGACCGCCGGGCCGACUUCUGGUGUGACAUCAUGACGGCAGACCUCCACCCACUGGGCUGGAGCAGGGAGCAGGGCAAACCCAUGAGGCCCCCUGAGGGUGUGAGAGAGAAGCAGCCAGACUGGGAGGGUGUCCUGGAGAAAGCCCUGGCUGAGAAGUGCACUGCCCCAGCCAACCUGUUAGAAGGGCCCCAGCGUGGAAAGGACCCGGUGGACCUGCUCUGCCCAGGCUGCAGCGUGGAGCUCCAGGACGGCACUGACCCCGCGGUUGCUUGGGGCGCUGAGGUGGAGGAGAACGUGGGUGGCAGGCUGAGACUACGCCUGGCGGGCACAGAGGGGCUCUCUCUCCACCCUCACUCCACGCGCUGGGUCUACUACCUGCACCCCUGCCUGCACCCACCUGGCUGGGCCAAGAAGCAUGGCCACGCCCUAAGGCCUCCUUCAGCCUUGGUCAGCCUGCACACAGAGGAGGAGUGGGAUGAGGUCAGGCAGAGGAUCAUCGGGCAGUCUGAUGAUAAUGCCCUCUCGGAUGAGUUCUCCAAGGACCGGCCUGCCAUAGCUGCCCACUGCUUCGCUGAGGGGAUGAAACUGGAAGCUGUUGACCCCGCGUCCCCUUUCUGCAUCAGUCCUGCCACCGUUACCAAGGUGUUCAGUGACCAGUACUUCCUGGUAAAGAUGGAUGAUCUCCGCGGUGAUGAUUCAGCGUCAGAGGGCGGCGGGCGGUCCUUCUUGUGCCACAGGGACAGUCCUGGGAUAUUUCCUGCCCAAUGGAGCCUGAAGAACGGCCUCUCGCUAAGCCCCCCUCCAGGGUACCAGGGGCAGGACUUUGACUGGGCCGACUAUCUGAAACAGUGUGAGGCUGAGGCAGCUCCCCAGAACUGCUUCCCUACCGAACAGUCUGACCACAGCUUCAAAGUGGCCAUGAAUCUGGAGGCCGUCAACCCACUUUCACCUGAGCACAUUCACGUGGCAACAGUAACCAAGGUCAAAGGGCAACAUAUCUGGCUGAGCCUGGAAGGGCUGAAACAGGCUAUGCCAGAGCUGAUAGUUCAUGUCGACUCGUUGGACAUAUUCCCUGUCAGCUGGUGUGAAACGAAUGGUUACCCCCUGCUGUACCCCAUCAAGCCCAAAGUUGAGAAGCAGAGGAAGGUUGCUGUGGUGCAGCCUGAGAAACAACAAGCACCACCCAAAUCUUCAUCUCCUGAUGCACUCAAGCAGCAGAUUUCCAGCCAAUCAGAAACUGGGCAAGGGAACGGAAAGUACUGCUGUCCCAAGAUAUACUUCAACCAUCGCUGCUUUUCUGGCCCCUACCUGAACAAGGGCCGCAUUGCUGAGCUACCCCAGUGUGUCGGUCCUGGCAACUGUGUCUUAGUGCUCAAAGAGGUGUUGACUCUGCUGAUCAACUCAGCCUACAAGCCCAGCCGGGUGCUCAGAGAGCUGCAGCUGGACCAGGAGGGCCGCUGGCAUGGCCAUGGAGAGACACUCAAAGCCAAGUACAAGGGGAAGAGUUACCGGGCUACAGUGGAGAUUGUGCGUACGGCAGAUCGUGUGGCUGAGUUCUGUAGGAAGACUUGCAUCAAGCUGGAAUGCUGCCCCAACCUGUUUGGACCGCGCAUGGUGCUGGAACGCUGCUCAGAGAACUGCUCUGUGCUCACUAAGACCAAAUACACUUAUUACUAUGGUAAGAAGAAGAGUAGGCGAGUAGGCCGCCCUCCAGGGGGGCACUCUAACCUGGAAGGAGGGGUGAAGAGGAGAGGAAGGAGGAGGAAGAGGCGGAAACAACUCUUCGUCCAUAAGAAGAGACGCUCCUCAGCCUCACUGGACAACACCCCUGCCGGUUCACCUCAGGGCAGUGGAGAAGAGGAGGAUCUGGAUGAUGAAGACUCUCUGAGUGACGACACUGGCUCUGAGCUCCAGGAUGAUCAGGAUGAUUCUGAAUAUUCAGUUGGGAAGUCCCAACCACCCACCCCAUCCCCCUCACCUCCCACAACGCCCAGGCCGACCCGAAAGCGCAGGAAACCUCGCUCACCAUCCUACUCUGAUGAUGAGAACCAUCCACCUUCACCAAAGAGCUUGAGAGCCGAGGUUCCCCAGAAGCUUUGCUUGGACACCAGUCCCCUGGAGUGGACUGUGACCGAUGUAGUACGUUUCAUUAGGACCACGGACUGUGCUCCCCUGGCACGCAUUUUCAUGGAUCAGGAGAUUGAUGGACAGGCUCUUCUCCUGCUCAACCUGCCCACAGUGCAAGAGUGUAUGGACCUGAAACUGGGACCAGCCAUAAAGCUUUGUCACCAUAUCGAGAGGGUCAAACUGGCAUUCUACCAACAAUUUGCGACAUAGCGGAGGGUUCGAAACUAAGACAAACAUUACAUGCAGUCAGUAAGAUGGAGUGACUCUAUAACUGAUUUAACAAUGGACUUCCGUAUGACCUGGAACCCAGCACAGCAGCAACAGUCAUGCAUGGACUUCAGAUGGAUCAAGACUUUUUGUUAUUUCCUGUUUUGUUUUUUUGGUUGUUGUUGCUAUUUCUACUGUAUGGUCAGAGAGUUUUGGCUCGCUGUAUACACCUCAAUGUGACCCAAAGUCUCAAAUGAAACCUGGUUUCAUUUAAUGAAAGUGUGGACAUGGAUCUAAGCACAAAGACAAACAAACCAUGGACUGUAUUGUGGUAUUUAAACUGUACAUAGAAAGGUGUAUUUGUAUAUAGUGUACUUUAAAAGCUCUUCUAGUGCAACAGGGUGAUUAAUGGUUAUAGCUUGAUUUUCUAAGAAAAAAAUAUUUGAAAGUGUCUGUACAAAGGCAUUUCAAAGGGUAGACAAAUUUGAGAUUGGAAAAAGCCUAAAGAAAGCACUAUCUACUGUUUGACAGCCUUUUCGUCAUAUUUGAGAGGGAUUUGAAUUUAAUUAUAUUAAAAACAUCAGGGCCUAAUAAAAGCAUUUGGAUGUGUUUUUGAGAUAAUUCUAAUCAUUUGAUGGUUUUCCUUUUGUAUUACUACUUUUGGUGGACUACUGGAUAUUGUGUGGUGUUUUAUUUUCGUGAGCCAACUGUGUUUCCGUUUUAGUUUACCUCGUAAAGCGGUCUCUACCACCUUUACAUUGGAAAAACGAUGAAAUUGAUUAAUUUGAUUUUUUAUCUAUGGUUGUUUAACAUAAUUGCCAUUUAAAGAAUAUGGAAUAAAAGCCUGAAUCUCAUCCCUAGAUCGUU
Molecule: messenger RNA, 3578 nt
Organism: Esox lucius (northern pike)
Lineage: Eukaryota; Metazoa; Chordata; Actinopteri; Esociformes; Esocidae
Gene: sfmbt1
Product: Scm like with four mbt domains 1
Exons: 21
Coding region: 111-2714 (867 amino acids)
Biological process (GO): regulation of DNA-templated transcription
Cellular component (GO): nucleus
Molecular function (GO): transcription corepressor activity; histone binding
Source: RefSeq, a predicted model, not a curated record